Musa acuminata AAA Group (dessert banana) is the source of this 1039-nucleotide messenger RNA. RefSeq lists its product as uncharacterized. Lineage: Eukaryota; Viridiplantae; Streptophyta; Magnoliopsida; Zingiberales; Musaceae. The coding region runs from base 128 to 868 and encodes 246 amino acids. The record is from RefSeq and is a predicted model, not a curated record. The transcript has 8 exons.
GAACGCCCUCUCGACCAACUCGUUCGUGGCUUCGUGCGCGAGCCUGGCGGCCGGCGUUGAGAAGGGGUGGCCGUUGAUCGUGGUGGUCCUUAUCCAUCUCCAGAACAAGGAACAUUUUUCUGCUAGUAUGACUCAAGAUAUUGGCCAAGCUGAAGGGAGGACUUCAAAUAAACCUGAAGGUGCUGGACAUCAGUGUGUGGACUCAUUCGCUUCCAGUGAACAAGAGGACUCAAGUGACUCAUCAGAUGAUGAGAUGGAAAGCUUUUCUGAUAUUGAUGAUGUUGAGGUUGAUGGAUACCUGCACAAUGAAGAGGGGAAGGAACUUAAAAAGAUUAUAUGGGAAGAAAUGAACAGAGAGUAUCUUGAGGCACAAGCAGCCAAGGAAGCUGCUGCUACAGCUGCUAAGGAGGCUUAUAAAGCUAAUUUUUUAAAUGGCUCAGAAGAUCUGUUAGAUGCCAAGGAACUUGCUAAAGCAACUGCAGCAGCCCUGGCAAAGUCCAGAAAGGAAAGAAGAAGAAGAAAUGCUGGAGAAUCUAAAACCAAGACUCCUGCACAGACUCUUGAAACAACCCAUCAGAUGUCUAAAAGAAAGGUAUUGAGUUCGAAAGUCAACUAUGAAGCGCUGGAAGCUCUGUACUCUUCUGAUCAAGAUGGUGGAAAAAGGCAAAAAAUCGAGUCAGAUGCUGCUGGUGCUUGUGACCUCCCGAACAACAUCGAGAAUCAUGUGGUUGAUCCAAGUGCUACGGUGGAUGGUGAUGGAUCCGGAGCAUUUGAAGAUCACAUAUAUGCUGAAGUCAGUUAUGAUGAUUACGACGGGAAUGGAGAUGAAGAUUUUGGGUAUUACGAGGAUUUGGAUUUUUCAUACUGACAACCCUUUCACAGAAUUUUUUUUUUUAUAGUAUUCUAUUCCAUUGUCAUAAUGACAACACUUGCACCUACAGCAUCUUCACUGACUUGUAAGAACUUGCUAAUUCUGAGUGGUAGUCCUUUGUCCAGGUUGUGAGCUUGUAAAUAAUGUUCCUGCUAAUGUGAGGAGUAA